GAUCCGGCGCCGCCGGAAUAAGAGGCUACGGGAGCGCGGCGGAGCGGAGCGCGGGCAGCGCCGUGUCCCGGGGCCCAUCGGGAACCGGCGGGCUGCAGCACCCAUGGAUAAAUACAAAGCUCUCGAGCAGCUGCUCACAGAACUUGAAGAUUUUCUGAGGAUACUGGACAAGGAGAACUUGAGCAGCACUGCUGUUGUGAAGAAGAGCUUCCUCUCCGACCUUCUGCGGGUCUACACCAAGUCCAGUGGUGGUGAUGAGGAAUAUAUUUAUAUGAACAAAGUGACCAUCCAUAAACAGCAGGGUGACCAGGAGAAACAAGACAAAGUGCUGGAUCGGAGAAACUCCCUGACCAAUGGAGAUUCAGGAUUGCAUUCAUCCCCUCCUCAGAAGAGCCUGCCGGACCUCCCCCCUCCAAAGAUUCCUGAAACAAAACAACCUCCGGUCCCCAAGAUCGAAUCCCCAGAGGGAUAUUAUGAAGAGGCUGAGCCAUAUGAUGUCUCUGUAAAUGGUCUUUUUGGUAGGCUUGCUGCGGCUGGACCCAGGCCAGGGUUGCAGGUUACUGAGGGCGUUAUUUAUGCCACAAUAACGAUGGAAGAUGGUGAAGCCGUUAGUAGCUCCUAUGAAUCUUACGAUGAAGAAGAGAGCAGCAAAGGCAAGUCAGCAACCCAUCAGUGGCCAUCCACAGAGGCCACCAUUGAGCUGAUGAAGGAUGCCCGCAUCUGUGCGUUCCUGUGGAGAAAGAAGUGGCUGGGACAGUGGGCAAAACAGCUGUGUGUUAUCAAGGACACCAGGUUGCUGUGCUACAAGAGCUCCAAAGACCACAGCCCUCAGCUCGACGUGAAUUUGCUGGGCUGCACUGUCAUUCACAAGGAAAAGCAAGUGAGGAAGAAAGAGCACAAGCUGAAGAUCAUCCCCAUGAACGCGGACGUCAUCGUGCUGGGGCUGCAGAGUAAAGACCAGGCAGAGCAGUGGCUCAGGGUAAUCCAGGAGACCAGCGGCGUGCUGUGCGAAGGAGGCAGUGAAGGCAACCAGUACAUCCCGGAUUCGCAGCGUCUCAGUUACCCAAAGGUGGAGGUAUCCGAGAGGUACUCUGCAGCCUCCGAGAGCGGGAGCAGCACAGACGGCCACCCGGAGACAGCCGAGACGAAAGAUGUUAAGAAGAAGGGCACAACUGGCCUGAAACUGAGCAACCUCAUGAACCUCGGGAGGAAAAAAUCUAGCUCCCUGGAUAGCCCAGAGAGAUCCCUGGAGACUUCAAGUUACCUGAAUGUGCUAGUGAACAGCCAGUGGAAGUCCCGUUGGUGUCAGAUAAAAGACGGUCACCUCCAUUUCUACCAGGACAAGAACCGAAGCAAACUGGCUCAGCAGCCCCUGAGUUUGGCAGGUUGUGAAAUUAUCCCAGAACCAAGCCCUGAUCAUCUCUACUCCUUCCGCAUCCUGCACAAUGGGGAAGAACGGGUCAUUCUGGAGGCAAAGUCCUCGGAGGAAAUGGGCCACUGGCUGGGCCUCCUCUUGUCGGAGUCAGGUUCAAAAACGGACCCGGAGGAAUUUACCUACGAUUAUGUGGAUGCUGACAGGGUUUCCUGCAUUGUGAGCGCAGCGAAGAACUCCUUCUUCUUAAUGCAGAGGAAGUACUCUGAGCCCAACGCCUACAUCGACAACCUGCCAAAGGGCAGGGUGCAGCAGGAGGAGCUGUACGAUGAUGUGGAUCUGCCAGACCUGCCUGCGGAGGAAGUACCCAAGAGUGAGAACAAAUUGGAGGGGGACCAAGACAGAGUGUACCUGGAUCUCACCCCAGUGAAGUCCUUCCUACACUGUGCUGGCAAGAAGUCAUGCCAGCCUUCACCCCUCAGCUCACCACCUUUAGAAAGGGCUGCCAACAAGGCUGCAGUCGAGAGCGCAGCCGAGACAGCCCUCGUGGCUAAGGAAGCUGAGCCCUGUAGUAAGGCGAUGGAGACCUUGGAGCAGAAACACCCAGAGAAGCCAGAACCCGACGAGGCGCUGCCACGGAUACCCGCCGUCAAAAUCCAGACGCAGCAGCAGAACAUCGCCUUCCCCCAGCCGGUCCCGGAGCUGCUGGUGGGCCCAGUGACGGCGGGCAGUCCCCAGCUGGUGCCCGCACACCGGCCCAAGAUGCCACUGCCGGCGGCAGCAGUGGAAACCAAGCUGGGCAAGAACCGGACGGAGGCAGAGGUGAAGCGGUUUACAGAGGAGAAGGAGCGGCUGGAGAAGGAGAAGGAUGAAAUCCGGGCUCAACUCACCCAGCUGCGCAAGGAGAGGCGGGAGCUGAAGGAAAUGCUGGGGAGCAGCACAGACAAGAGCCUGGAGCAGAGGCUGAAGGAGGUGGAAGAAGAAUGCAGAAGGAAGGAGAGCCGGAGAGUGGACCUGGAGCUGAGCCUAGUGGAGGUGAAGGAGAACCUGAAGAAAGCAGAGUCUGGCCCUGUGACUCUGGGCACCGCGGUGGACACCACGCACCUGGAGAACGCAGCUCCCCGGAUUCAGGUAAAAAGUGCCAGUCCAGCAAAUAGCGCAGAGAACUCACCAGUCAACUCAGCAACGGCUUUAAAAAACCGGCCUUUAUCCGUCAUGGUGACGGGGAAGGGAACAGUCCUACAGAAAGCUAAGGAAUGGGAGAAGAAGGGAGCUAGUUAGAACCAUGUUUUUCAGAGAUGGACUAAAGACUGGAAUUGCCCAUGCAUGGCCAAGGGGAUUCAAUCACCUGUAGGUGGAGGUUGGGUGUGCAACACAACCACACACCAAGUGCCUCCUCCAUGUCACGCCAACUGCUCAGAUGCAGCAAUGGAGUCAACGGCUGCCGAUGAGAGUUAUCCCAAAUGAUCUUGCUCUUUCCAGACAAGUCCCAAUCACAUAGCUAAAACAAUAACAACCAGUGGCAAUCCUUGCAUCAAAUUCCUAACCCAGUUGAUGUAAACAAGAAUGUUACUGUACAUAGGGGUGUUUUGUGUAUUUCUACUCUGAAGGUUUAUCAAUGAGUUAUUAAGGUUUCUAUAUUAGUGACAGUAGUGGGUUCAGAAGGGGCCUCUGUUAUUCUUUAUACCCCAGUGGUUUUCAACCUGUAGUGGCAAAUUGCAGUCAACUGAAGUCUCACCUGUCUUGCUGCCAGUCAUCGCUCAGCUGCAUUUCAUCCAGCCUUCAGUCAAGGGCAAUAACCAUGCCUGAGCAGUGCUUGAGACACAAAUGAGAAGCACACAGCAGCCUGUCCAGGGGAUUUUUUAAUUCAGUGUCCUGAUGCAUCCCAGCAUGUGCUUACUCCUACCAGGCUGCUGCAGAUUUGCCAGAAUAUUGAGGAAGAUCCCUGCUCACCUUCUCAUGCUAUAAGCUGUGUUACAGACUGAUGUCACCAAGAGCUCUGGGCAGAUUCAGUUAAUUUUCUUGAAGAUCUUUGUCUACUUCACCUGAGGACUUUGUUCUGAAGAAAAAAAAAAAUAA
This is a messenger RNA of Harpia harpyja (harpy eagle), 3451 nucleotides long. It is a transcript of the gene AFAP1L2, whose product is annotated as actin filament associated protein 1 like 2. NCBI's taxonomy places the organism in Eukaryota, Metazoa, Chordata, Aves, Accipitriformes, Accipitridae. The coding region runs from base 104 to 2653 and encodes 849 amino acids. Gene Ontology annotation, biological process: positive regulation of DNA-templated transcription; positive regulation of epidermal growth factor receptor signaling pathway; regulation of mitotic cell cycle. Gene Ontology annotation, cellular component: cytosol. Gene Ontology annotation, molecular function: SH2 domain binding; SH3 domain binding. The record is from RefSeq and is a predicted model, not a curated record. The transcript has 20 exons.